ACUGUUUCACUCGGCUCGUUUUUUGGGUAAAAAUGCGCAGUCCUGUUUACUAAUUAUGUCUAUGGCUGACUCUCGCAUGACUGACAGACCGACAGCAAGCAAAUUGACACUGACGUGUAGUAAAGGAAGGAAACUAAAUUCAUUACAAUAAAAUAAUAAUAUUAUUUUCAGUUCUUUUACUUUUUAAAAUUUACAAUAUUUUUACCACCAUAAGACUAUAUUUAGUAAAUCAAUGAGCCAGUGACAUUUAUACGUAUAGACUAGUCUAUUAAGACACCAUGACUGAUAAAAAGUUCGUAUUUAAGCAUCAGCAAAAGGAUAAUGACGAUGAUCAUGAGUAUUUAGGGACACAAUGUUUCCAAAUCAGUCCUAAUGUCGAAGAAAAAGAAAUCCCAACUAAUGGCGAAGAGUACUUACUAAAAGUUAUAAAGGAGCGCGCCAAAUGUGCAACAAUUACCAAGUGUAAUUUAGAUGCAUCACAAACUCGCAAGAAGCUUUGUAACACUGUAAAAGAGCAUAAAGUACCCGAAAAACCUGAAAAGCUUAAACCCACAAUAGAAUGGCAGAAUAUUCAGAUAGCUGACUUCUCAGACCUUCAUAUGUACGUCGUACGUAUGGCAGCUCGUAAGAAAGCAGAACUACCAACAAUAUUCCAGGACACAUAUAGAGACUUCAUGCAGGACGGUGAGAUACAGUGGAUGCAGGUGUUUGAAAGCACAGAACCAACACUGUCACAUGUGGUCGGGUUGUCUCACGGUGUGGUAGAAACAGGCUUGGAUACCAUACUAUCGAUUUUACAACGGAUAAAACCGGGAGAGUCUAUUGACCGUAGAACAGGAUUAUGGCUCCAUGCACUGCUAACUGUUGCAAGACAUCCACCACAGUCCGAUGAUAGUUUUUUAUUAAGAAAUCUCUGUAGAAGGUGUGCAGAAAUUAGGGCCGGUCUAAAUCUAGAUGAUGAGAAUGCAAGAGAACUAGCAACACCUUUGAAUAUUUUUAUAUGUAUAAUAGCAAAGUAUUUUGGUCAGCAUGACUUGGGUGACUAUGAACUUCAUGAUUCUAAAGUAGGUCAGAUUUAUUAUGACUCAAAAGUAGCACAGAUAUUUUAUUGACACUAGGUUAAGUUAAUUUUAUAAUUAGGUUAAUUGAAGACAGCUGUGUGGUGGCAAAUAUUCGAAUACUCUGGCUCACUCUUUGGGUGCAAAUCUUAAUAUGCACAUAUGUUACAAAUUACAAAUACAAAAGCUAUAAAAAAAAUAGCAACUGAAAACUACAACACAGAGGAAAAAUUAUGGAAUUUGUGCAGGUACCCUUUGCUUUAAAAAAAAAUAAUCAUGAAUUGAUACUGAUAUUCUUAGAAGGAUGAAUGUACUUUCUUAUCAGUUAACUGAGCUUAAUUAUAUACCUGCUAAUGUUUUUAAAUGCGAAAUAAGGCGUCUUGUAAUAUAUAAGCAGUUUCUCUCCUUGGGGCUGCCAGAGUGAUAUAACUAGCAAUAGUGUACUUUAACUAUUCUUAAAUAAUUCGUAUUAUUUUAAAUGACUGCCAUGAAAUAAAUAUUUUUAUGAUCAAA
Helicoverpa zea (corn earworm) is the source of this 1571-nucleotide messenger RNA. RefSeq names its product gem-associated protein 2-like (gene Gem2). Lineage: Eukaryota; Metazoa; Arthropoda; Insecta; Lepidoptera; Noctuidae. Gene Ontology annotation, biological process: spliceosomal snRNP assembly; spliceosomal complex assembly. Gene Ontology annotation, cellular component: SMN complex; nucleus; spliceosomal complex. Bases 279 to 1112 code for a protein of 277 amino acids. The record is from RefSeq and is a predicted model, not a curated record. The transcript is spliced from 4 exons.